Molecule: messenger RNA, 3021 nt
Organism: Caenorhabditis angaria
Lineage: Eukaryota; Metazoa; Nematoda; Chromadorea; Rhabditida; Rhabditidae
Source: the annotation of a GenBank genome assembly
AUGACACAAACUUUGAGAGAAAGACUAUUUGUAAGUGUUUUUUCGUUUUUUUCUGUCUCAUUUUCUGUUUUCAGCAAAUCGCAGUUGAUUCAGUGAUUUCAAACGCAAUUAAUAUUGGAAAUCGUCUAAAUCUCUUCAAAACCUUGGCCACUUUCAAAACCCCAAUUCUCCCUGAAGUUCUUGCCGAAGUUUCAGAAUGUAAAGAGAGGUAUAUUCGAGAGUGGUUGAAUUGUCUAGCAUGUGCGAGGAUAAUUGAGGUCACUGAAGAUGAGAAGUUCUAUAUUGCUCCCGAAAAUAUGGAAGUUUUGACAUCUGAUGAGCAUUGUAUGUUUGCACAUGGUAGAAUGAUAACACUUUUAGAACCAUUUGAAGAAUUGCUGACGUGUUUUAAGAAGAAUGGACCAAAUGGAUUGGAUUAUUCGAAAUUUUGCAAGUUUCAAGAUUAUAUGGGGAAUUUGAGCAGAUCUCUUCAUGAGAAACAUUUAUUUACUGAUUUUAUUGAUUCUCUCGGGAUUCGUGAGAAAUUAGAAUCUGGGAUCAAAGUUUUGGAUGUGGGAUGUGGAAAUGGUUUUCAUUCUUCUCUUCUAGCUGAAAGAUAUCCAAAUUCUCAAUUUACUGGAUUAGAUAUUGGGGAAGAUGCGAUAACUUCAGCAAAAUCUCGAAAAAAAAGUGAUGCGCGAGAGUUUGAAAAUCUGCAUUUUGUGCAAUGCGAUGCUGCAAAAAUGCCUGAAGAUUGGAAAGAGACGUUCGAUUUGGUAAUGAUUUUUGACGCGUGUCACGAUCAAAUGAGACCGGAUUUGUGCAUUCAAGAGAUCAGUAGAUGUUUGAGGAAUGACGGAUUAUUUGCGAUGAUUGAGAUUGAUGGCACCAGCAAUGUUCAUACGGUGGGUUCAAGAUUUUUUAUUGAAUUUUUAUCAAAUCCACGAUUUUUUGCAGGAUCGCGAAAACCUUGGUCUAAACGCUGCUUUACUUUACGGCGCCUCAAUGUUCCAUUGUCUUCCAGUCGGCUCAAAUUCUCCAGAUGCUCUUUGUUAUGGCUCAAUGUGGGGACAACGUCGAGCUGUCGAACUCAUCAAAUCUUGCGGAUUCAGUCAAGUCGAACCUGUCGCCACACCAUAUUUUCCAUUAAACAUUUUGUAUCUGUCUAGGAAAUGAAAUUUUGAUUUUUUUUAAAUCUUCACUGGCAAAAUACGACCGAGAUGCACUAAUUAUCUACAGUAAUCCUCAAAAAUCGCAUUGUUCUUCAUGCAUGGCCGAACAAGCGUGGCCUAGUUCUUUCCUAUUUUCUCGUCCGCGUCUCUUUGUUUAUUUUUUCUUUUUUUUUCACACUGCCGUUGUGUGAGUAAUAAGUGUUUAUUCACAUCGAUCUCUAUGCAGAAAAACGCGAAAAAGAUGACACUAUGAAUCGAACCUUCUCGCUACGUCGUAAAGUGAAAAAAUCGGAAAUUUCCGAACCGCGAAAUUUUGAGCAUCGAAUACACGCCGGAUAUGAUGCGAGAACGGGAAUGUAUACGGGUUUACCCAAGGUUAGUUUUAAGUUUUUCAGUUGAAAAAUGUUGUUUAUCUGACAAUUAUUCUGUUUAGCAAUGGCAAGCACUUCUCGGACCACCAAGAUCGAUUUCAAGACCACGACCAAUUGUUGAUCCAUCUUGUAUAACACCAGUUGAUGUUGCAGAACUCAAAACUGUUAUUAGAGGGCCAAAUUCAAGGUUAGUUUUUUUUAAAAAAAUAUCCUUUGUAUAUUUAAACAUAAUUUUUUAUAGAUUUAAUACUCCGAUUCCUCAACAUCUUGAUUCUCCUCGACCACCUUUGCCAAGUGUUGCUAGAAGUAAUAGUUUGAGAAUGACAGUGGUAAAUGUGUCUUCACCGAUUCGACCAUCACCCUUACCAGUCAAUCAAAGAGGAUAUCCUUUCAAUGAGCCAACUUAUGCACCUUUGCCUGUUCGAACACCACAAAAGACUACAACUUUUGGUGUGGAAACUUCGCCAACUAGACCACCAUCAACACCAAUCACAACAAUUGUUGCUCGCCCGAAAUUAUCACCUCCAAAGGAAGGUGUGAGUUAUGAUGAGUUUCGAAAUGCUCUUCAAUGCGUUGUUGAUAAAAAUGAUCCACGAAACGAUUUGCAAGAUUUUAAAAUGAUUGGCGAAGGUUCGACAGCAAUUGUUGAGGCAGCUUUUAAAAGAUCGACGAAUCAAAUAGUAGCUGUGAAACGAAUGCAUCUUCGAAAACAACAACGACGCGAGUUGCUAUUCAAUGAAGUUUCGAUUUUAAGACAAUAUCAACAUCCAAAUAUUGUCAAAUAUUUCUCUUCGCAUCUCGUUGAUGAAGAAUUAUGGGUUGUAAUGGAAUAUAUGGAAGCUGGAAGUUUAACCGAUAUUGUGACAACUACAAGAAUAACUGAAUCGCAAAUCGCAACAAUUGGUCGACAAGUUUUAGCAGCGCUUGAUUUUCUGCAUGCACGACGAGUUAUUCAUCGCGACAUUAAAAGUGAUUCAAUUCUUCUGAAACGUGAUGGAACUGUGAAAUUAUCGGAUUUCGGAUUCUGCGGCCAACUUUGCGACGAAGUUCCAAAACGUAGAUCUCUUGUUGGAACUCCAUAUUGGACAGCUGCUGAAGUUAUUGCUAGAGAACCUUAUGAUACUCGCGCGGAUAUUUGGUCUUUUGGGAUUUUGCUAAUCGAGAUGGUUGAGGGUGAACCUCCGUAUUUUAAUGAUCAACAAUUUCAAGCGAUGAAAAGGAUUCGAGAUGAACCAGCUCCAAGAUUUAAUAGAAAUGCAAAUGUUGGUGGUUUUUUGUUGAGAUUUUGUAAUUUUUUCUUCGAAAAAAAUUUUUUUCAGGUAUCUGCUGAACUCGACGAUCUCCUUUCCCGCUGCGUUGUCAAAGAUCAAAAUCAACGUUGGCCGGCGCGUGAAUUAUUACGCCACACAUUUUUCCAAAAAUGUCAACAUCCCUCAAUUAUUGCUCCAUUAUUGUUACAACUUGGUAAUACAAUUACAUCAAAUAAUGCUCAACAAUGA